Molecule: messenger RNA, 4625 nt
Organism: Archocentrus centrarchus (flier cichlid)
Lineage: Eukaryota; Metazoa; Chordata; Actinopteri; Cichliformes; Cichlidae
Gene: pip4k2ca
Product: phosphatidylinositol-5-phosphate 4-kinase, type II, gamma a
Exons: 10
Coding region: 275-1525 (416 amino acids)
Biological process (GO): phosphatidylinositol phosphate biosynthetic process
Cellular component (GO): plasma membrane
Molecular function (GO): 1-phosphatidylinositol-4-phosphate 5-kinase activity; 1-phosphatidylinositol-5-phosphate 4-kinase activity
Source: RefSeq, a predicted model, not a curated record
ACUGGGAACCUUAAAGUCACGCUUGGGUGAAGUUAGUAAUGAUUCAUCUCCACGUCUUAAACAUUAAGUGGUGCUCUGGAAAACCAGCGUCAGUUUAACGCCACCUGAGCGGGGCACGUGAACUUUGGUUGUCGCGAGCCGGGGAGGAGCAGCGCGCGGAGCGUUAGCCGCUUUAGCUCGAGAGCUCCGGGUGACGGCAGCCGUCAGGAAGAGGCGUCACUCCCCGCACCAGCGCCACUCUGAACAGGGUACGAGGGGGAGACGGUCUGCGGCCAUGGCUGCCCUCGGUAACACGGGGGCUACCUCGAGUCCUAUGGUGAUCCUGGCGCCCAAGACGAAGACGAAGAAGAAGCACUUCGUGCAGCAGAAGGUGAAGGUGUUUCGAGCUAGCGACCCCGUGCUGAGCGUCUUCAUGUGGGGCGUCAAUCACUCGAUUAAUGAUCUCAACCAGGUGCCCGUUCCUGUCAUGCUGCUGCCCGAUGACUUCAAAGCCAACACCAAGAUCAAAGUCAACAACCACCUCUUCAACAAAGAAAACCUCCCAGGACAUUUCAAGUUCAAAGAGUACUGCCCUCAGGUCUUUCGAAAUCUAAGGGAACGGUUUGGUAUUGAGGAUCUGGACUAUCAGGUGUCGUUGACCCGCAGCCCCCCUUUCAGCGUUGAUGAUCAGGGAGAAGGUCUGCUCCUCAACUCUUAUGACCGGACGCUGGUAGUUAAGCAGAUCUCCAGUGAGGAUGUUGCAGACAUGCACAACAUCCUGUCCGAGUAUCACCAGCACAUAGUGAAGUGUCACGGUAACACGCUGCUGCCGCAGUUCCUGGGUAUGUAUCGCGUCACCGUGGACAGCGAGGAGACCUACCUGAUCGUCAUGAGGAACAUGUUCAGCCACAGACUGGUGGUACACAGGAAGUAUGACCUGAAGGGCUCUCUGGUGGAUCGGGAAGCAAGCGACAAAGAGAGGGUAAAAGAGCUUCCUACUUUCAAAGACAUGGACUUCAGGAACAACAUGCAGAAGGUGUACGUGACUGAGGAGGAGAAGGAGAAGUUCAUGGAGAAGCUGAACAGAGAUGUGGAGUUUCUAGUGAGGCUGAAGAUCAUGGACUACAGCCUGCUGCUCGGCAUCCACGACAUAGGACGAGCUGAACGGGAGGAGGAGGAGUGUGAGGAGGAGGUCAAAGAGGAAGAACCGGAGGCAGAGAAUGGCCUGGCACCGGGACCUACGGUGGGCUCUUACGGCAACUCUCCGGAGGGAAUCGCUGGUUACAUGUCCUCCGUCAAACCUCUGGGGCCCGGGGAGUUCGACUCCUAUGUGGACGUGUACGCGAUUAGAAGCUGUCCAGGAGCCCCUCAGAGGGAGGUCUACUUCAUGGGCCUGAUUGACGUGCUCACGCAGUAUGACACCAAGAAGAAAGCUGCUCACGCAGCAAAAACUGUCAAACACGGGGCUGGUGCUGAAAUAUCCACAGUCCACCCUGAGCAGUACGCCAAAAGGUUUCGUGAUUUCAUGUCAAACAUAUUUGCAUAACACUGCCACAAGUCAGUCCAACUGAGAGCUAAGUCUUCUAGACCAAAACUAGUAUGCACACACAGAUCAUUCUUUAGAUUUGAUGAUCUGACGCAAGACUUAAGUUGUAGCAAUAUAAUAUACUACUUCUGAUGCAUCUAUUUAUUUUUAAGAUUUAAGUUGUAUUUCUGUAGCUGUUAAACACUUAAUGAAAUAACUCUGGAGCAAUAGGGUACCUGCUCUUGAUCAGUGUUGAAAGUGUUAAACUACGUCUGUGUUAGAUCAGGUAUCAUUACAUGUGUCUUUUCCCUCCGCUUUACUCUGGUUUUCCAGCUGUGAACUUAACUUUGGAUUGUUUAAAAUUUAGCUUUUUUUUUUUUUUUUUUUUUUUUUUUUUUUUUGCAGAGGAUUAGGUGAGAACAUUCAUGUGUGAAAUAAGAGAUGUUGGCUUAAAGCUUAGAAUAAAAGCAGGAAGUAGAGAGGAAUGGCUUGUAAAGGUCUUUCCCAAGGUAACAAAAAUCUACUUACAUGCACCUCUAAAACUCGGUAGAGAAAACCUCGACUUUAACAUCACUGAGUUGGAUGAUAACUGCUGAGUGCUGAUAUAUUCGCAGAUUAGCGGUUUGUGUAUAAACCUCAACCACCAUUCAUAUAGGAUCUGAAAUCUCCAUCACUGUCUGAGUUGUUCUGGCUCUGGCUAAACACGAUAAAAGAGAAGGAGGCGCCACAUCGAGUCUGCGUUACAAAUACCCCCAAAAAUGCCAGUGAGGGGUGGGCAUUUCAAGCAAAACAAAAUAUUCAGUUUUCACUGGGAACUUGGUUUCCCAAUACCCAAACUCAAGUGAUUUCACAUAGUUGUGGCAGACUUUAUCUGGCAGAGUUUGUACUGAUCCUCGUUUAUUAUUUCACACAAAGACUUUUUGAAAGCUGUCAUUUUUUAAUGUUUCUCCUGUUUGCAAAGCGCCGUCUAAUCUCCCCGUCUCUCAUUGGUUUUACUAAUCUGACUCCCAGCAGUUAUCAGCAUGUUCUUCUUCUGUUUUUCUUUAAUGAUCGCUGACAAACAGCUUCUGUGUGCGUUGCUGCUACCCAAGUUUCUGGCCUUCACGCAAGUCAUAGCUCAAUUUGUACUACCAAAAAGAAUAUUUUAGGACCAAAUAAACUAUUCAGGGUUUUGUUUUUUGGUAACUUAACGACUAUUUAAAUAUUCCAAAAUCAUGCACAUACCUACUCCGAGAACAUCAUCAAAUUUCCCAAACAUAAACUGUAUAAUCUGUUUAUAAUAAAUCUACCAAAAUCUAUAAAUAAAUACAUAACCUGAAAAUUAAUAAUACAAAAAUAACAGAUAAACGACCACGCUUCCAAAAUAUAUUCAUCACUUGAUGUGGUAGAAAGGACCGUUUCAUAAAAUCUCCCAAAUUUUGGUUUAAUGAAUUGAGCAAAAAAUGUGGUGACAAUGAAGUCCGUAGCAUAUGAUUUCCAUCAUUUUCAUUCAUUCAUUCAUUUUCAUGAACCCCUUGUGCUCUACUGCCAUUUCCCACACACACUAAUGCUCUUUGCCACUAACAAGGCCAUAAAACCGACAGUGGUUCAGAUCUUUGGGUUUGUUUAAUUAACAAAUUGUUGAUGUUGACAUCAUCCAUUCUUAAAGACUUGCAGCUCGGUGAUUUCUCAAGCAAAGUGCAGUGAAAAGUCCAAACGUUUGACCCUCAAGUCUUUACAGGCUCAAGUUGACUCAAACCAUAACAAAGCCACCAUUUCUCCUUAGCAGAGUUUUAAGGGUAGUAGAGCCUGAGUGAUGUUCUAUUUGAAAGUUUCUUGGUUCACUGGCUUAAGUAUAAUCAGAUUUAUCUUUUUUGAAAAUUCACUAAGUGAAGCGCUCCCCCCCCCCCCUCAGUUAAACUCCAUCUUGCACAAGCACUAAAGCAGAGCGGCCUGGAAACUGAAAUGCAAGCUGGACAAAACCUUAUAAGAAAUACUUGCGUCUGCUGGUUUUACUUAAAGCACUGAGCAAUAACUGAAGGCAACUACAUGUUUGAAUCAACUUCUCCUUCUCUUAUCGUGGGUGGAUAAUCUUAAGAUGAUGUUCAGGAAGGACUCUUAGGAAAUUAGUCUAAAAUUUGACAUGAACUUCUACUUCUUUUUUCUUUUUGAUGACAGACCAUCCAAAUGACGGUGAGCUUUAGAGGUGCCAGUAGGCAAAUGUUCUCAUGUAACUGCAUUUCCCAAAACUUAUUCCUCAAACCCUGGGAUCUUUAACCGAGAUUGGUAUUAAAAGUAGUAGUAGUAGUUUCAAUUCUGCACUUGAAGAAUAUUAUUAUUUAUGUAUAGAAGGAAUCCAUUUUGAUUUAUAGUGCCAAAAGUGUGGGAUCAAAGCUUUAUAAAAAGCAAGAUUUAGAGUUAGUCUUUUGCUGCAGAGCAGGUAAAUGUAACACAGUGGAUCAAAUACUGAUUUCCACCAAAACCUUUAUUAGAUUUAUAAUAAAAAUGUGUAGGACAGGCUUGUUGCAGUUAAAUGACCAAAAGAAUAGAAAGCAUAUCAGAUCAUUUAGCCUGUAAACAUCUCUUAGCCUGUUAGAGCGUAAGGUGAUCUAUGAAGGUGCAGAUAUUUAAGGGUCAGUUCUGCCUUUAAAAAAAAAUAUCAAACAAAAUGUUGUUGUUGUAAAAUAAAUAUGAAAACAGCUUCUGAGAAUGAGCCCAUCCAUCAUGAUUCUGACUCCUGAUGUAGUAUUUUGUCUUAAUGUGACAUUCGCUACAUGAAUCAUUGUGAUAGGAUCUAGAAAAAAAGUAGAGGUAGGAUUAUGAAGGUGUGUGUGUGUGUGUGUGUGUGUGUGUGUGUGUGUGUGUGUGUGUGUGUGUGUGUGUGUGUGUGUGUGUGUGUGUGUGUGUGUGUGUGUAUGUAAUGUAAUGAUAUGAGAUUUAGUGAUAACCAGGGUACUGUGUGAAACACUCUUGACAUAAACACUACAUUUCAGUAGCUUAGCCUUACGGCAGUGGGAUAAUAAACAACAUUCCUGAACACUGACAGGGCAGUGAUACUCUCUGUGUGAUGCCUCAUCCACUCUAUGAUUGCACAUGUAUUUUUACAAAUCAGCUUUUGGACCAAAAUAUAUUUUACCAAGAA